GCUCUGCGAUCGGAAUGUGUGUUGUAUUUCACUGAAAAGAGGAGAGAGCGAGAGUGCAUCUCCCUCUCUCCCAGGAGUUUGGGGGGGACCGUCCGCGCUCAUCUCGCCCACCCACUGAAUGUCUGCUCUGCGCCCCUUAGCACACACUCUCCGGGUUGUUGUUUUCGGCUUUUUUUUUUUUUGGAGGGGGGGGUGCUUUUUGUGUAUUUUUAAAUUUUUUUUUUUCUCUUGGAAGAUCAAGACCGGCCAAAAAUCCAUGAUCAAAAUGUGUUUGCAUUAGAUUUCGCAUUGGAAGAAGCGACGAUCCUGGCGGCAAAGCCAAGUGGCACCAAGUGGCGCUCUGGCGGGGUGACACUGUUUGAUCUGUGACUGUUUGGAAGGUGGAGCAGCGCCUGACAUCUCCCCCCGGGCGCGUGUGUGUCCGGGGGCUUCACUCCUCCGUCUUGUUUGCUUUCUUCCUCUCGGACUAAGUGCAGGAGGGAGAGGACAGCCUAGAUCGGCCUCUCUGGCGCACAAUGAGAAAGCUGCGACCCGCGCACUGAAAACACUCGCCGCGACCCCCGGACCGCGAGGAGAGGGGGAGAGAAAGUUGCGCUCGGAGACUCCCGGCUCGCGGAGGAAGGCGCGGGGCAGCGCCCGCAGCGGCGCCGGAGGAGCGCCCGCCAGCAGCCCCGCGGCGGCGGGAGGCGGCAGCAUGGAGCGCGGGCCGCGGGCCGGCCCUCCGAGCGCCCGCCGCUGCGCCCGCGGCCCGCGCCGGGGAUGACUCCGGGCUCGGCGCCCAGGCCCCGCGCGCUCCGCCCGCAGCCCGGCGGCCGGGACGCGGCCCGCGCGGCCGCCGCCGCCUCCUGAGCGGCCCCGGGCGCGGCGGUCCAUGCGAGCGGCUCCCCGCGGUCCGCGGCGCGCCCGGAGCCCGGAGCCCGCGGGGACGAGGCCAAAGUUGGGCUCGCCGCGGAGUUGCGCCCGCGCCCGGGGCCCCGCGUCCCCGCGCCCCGCGAACUCCGGCGGCGGCUGAGACGACGGCUGCGGCGGCCCGAGCAGCAUGCCGAGGAGGAAGCAGCAGGCCCCCCGGCGCUCGGCAGCUUAUGUUCCCGAGGAGGAGCUGAAGGCGGCAGACAUAGAUGAAGAGCGCGAGGAGGAGGAUGGGCUGUCCCUGGACGUCCAGGACAGCGACUACGUGGGCGGCGACGACGCGGAGGUCAAGGAGGCCCCCAGCUACCAGGACUCCCCCGUCAGCACGGCCACCAACCAGGACGCUGGCUACGGGUCGCCCUUCAGCGAGAGCAGCGACCAGCUGGCCCACUUCAAGGGCCCCCCCUCCCGGGAGGACAAGGAGGACCCGCAGGGCCCCCCCGACAGCGUCUCCUACCCCCAGGACAGCUUGGCUCAGAUCAAGGCCGUCUACGCGAACUUGUUCUCCGAGUCCUGCUGGUCCAGCCUAGCACUGGACUUGAAGAAGUCCAGCUCCACCACCAGCAGCAACGAUGUGGGCCCCAAGGAGACCUCCACCCCCGCCCCCACGCCGCCCGCCACGGCCGCGGGGCCGGCCGGCACCACCGCCAGCACCCCCGGCACCAGCACCAGCACCGGCAGUGGCGGCGGCGGCGGCGGCAGCGGCGCGGGUGGCGGCGGCUCGGGCUACGACUGGCACCAGGCGGCACUGGCCAAGACGCUGCAGCAGACGUCCACGUUCGGGCUGCUGCCGGAGCCCAGCCUGUUCAGCACGGUGCAGCUGUACCGGCAGAACAACAAGCUGUACGGCUCGGUGUUCACGGGCGCCAGCAAGUUCCGCUGCAAGGACUGCAGCGCCGCCUACGACACGCUGGUGGAGCUGACGGUGCACAUGAACGAGACGGGCCACUACCGCGACGACAACCGGGACAAGGACUCCGAGAAGACCAAGCGCUGGUCCAAGCCGCGCAAGCGCUCGCUAAUGGAGAUGGAGGGCAAGGAGGACGCCCAGAAGGUGCUCAAGUGCAUGUACUGCGGCCACUCCUUCGAGUCUCUGCAGGACCUGAGCGUGCACAUGAUCAAGACGAAGCACUACCAGAAAGUGCCUCUGAAGGAGCCCGUGCCCGCCAUCGCCAAGCUGGUGCCGUCCACCAAGAAGCGGGCCCUUCAGGACCUGGCGUCCCCGUGCUCCCCCGAGCCGGCCGGGGCCGCCGCCGCCGCCGCCACCGAGGCCGCCCUGAGCGAGGCGGCCAAGGACCAGAAGACCGCCAACCCCUACGUGACGCCCAACAACCGCUACGGCUACCAGAACGGCGCCAGCUACACCUGGCAGUUCGAGGCCCGCAAGGCGCAGAUCCUCAAGUGCAUGGAGUGCGGCAGCUCCCACGACACCCUGCAGCAGCUCACCGCCCACAUGAUGGUCACCGGCCACUUCUUGAAGGUCACCACCUCCGCCUCCAAGAAGGGCAAGCAGCUGGUGCUGGACCCCGUGGUGGAGGAGAAGAUCCAGUCCAUCCCGCUGCCGCCCACCACGCACACCCGCCUGCCUGCCUCCCACGCCAAGAAGCAGCCGGACUCGCCGGCGGGCUCCACGGCCUCGGAGGAGAAGAAGGAGCCGGACAAGGAGAAGGCGCCGGCGGCCGGCGAGGCGGACAGGAAGAUCAAGGAGGAGAGCGAGGACGCGCCCGAGAAGUUCGAGCCCACCGCGCUCUACCAGUACCUCCGCGAGGAGGACCUGGACGACAGCCCCAAGGGUGGCGUGGACAUCCUCAAGUCGCUGGAGAACACCGUCUCCACUGCCAUCAGCAAAGCCCAGAACGGCGCGCCCUCCUGGGGCGGCUACCCCAGCAUCCACGCGGCCUACCAGCUGCCGGGCGCCGUGAAGCCGCUGCCCGCCGUGCAGAGCGUUCAGGUGCAGCCGUCCUACGCCGGCCCUGGGAAGCCGCUGUCCGCGGAGCACGCCGCCCUCCUGCCCUCCCCGGGGAGCCUCACGCCGCCGCCCCACAAGAGCAACGUGUCGGCCAUGGAGGAGCUGGUAGAGAAGGUCACGGGCAAGGUCAGCGUGAAGAAGGAGGACAAGCCCGCGGAGAAGGACAAGGGCUCGCCGGCCAAGGCCGUGUCCCCCGUGGCCAAAGAGAACAAGGACUUCCCCAGGACGGAGGACGGCGGCGGCAAACCCCAGCCGAAGAAGGGCCCGGAGGCGGAGGGGGGCAAGGCCAGAAAGGAGGGCGGGGUGGACGCCCACACCCCCAACGGCACCGAACCCCUCAAGGCCAAAGUCACCAACGGCUGCAGCAACCUGGGCAUCAUCACGGACCACUCGGCGGAGCCCUCGUUCAUCAGCCCCUUGAGCGCGCUCCAGUCCAUCAUGAACACGCACCUGGGCAAGGUGUCCAAGCCCGUGAGCCCCGCGCUGGACCCCCUGGCCAUGCUGUACAAAAUCAGCAACAGCAUGCUGGACAAGCCUGUCUACCCUGCCACCCCCGCCAAGCAGGCCGACGCCAUCGACCGCUACUACUACGAGAACAGCGACCAGCCCAUCGACCUGACCAAGGCCAAGGGCAAGCCCCUGGUGUCCGGCGCCGCCGACGCGGUCUCCUCACCCCUGCGGGAGAGCGCGCUCAUGGACAUCUCCGACAUGGUGAAGAACCUCACGGGCCGCCUCACCCCCAAGUCCUCCACGCCCUCCACGGUGUCCGAGAAGUCGGACGCCGACGCCAGCAGCUUCGAGGAGGCCCUGGACGAGCUGUCCCCCGUCCACAAGAGGAAGGGCCGGCAGUCCAACUGGAACCCCCAGCACCUGCUCAUCCUGCAGGCCCAGUUCGCCUCCAGCCUGCGGGAGACGCCCGACGGGAAGUACAUCCUGUCGGACCUGGGCCCGCAGGAGCGGGUGCACAUCUCCAAGUUCACGGGCCUCUCCAUGACCACCAUCAGCCACUGGCUGGCCAACGUCAAGUACCAGCUGCGGAGGACAGGCGGGACCAAGUUCCUGAAGAGCCUGGACACGGGCCACCCCGUGUUCUUCUGCAACGACUGUGCCUCUCAGUUCAGAACUGCGCCCACGUACAUCAGCCACCUGGAGACGCACCUGGGCUUCAGCUUGAAGGACCUCUCCAAGCUGCCGCUCAGCCAGAUCCAGGAGCAGCAGGGCGUCCCCAAAGCCCUGGCCGCCAAGGCCCUGGGCCCCGUGGGGGCCGCCGAGGACGACCUGGGCUCCGCAUUCCAGUGCAAGCUGUGCAACCGGACCUUCGCGAGCAAGCACGCAGUCAAACUGCACCUCAGCAAGACCCACGGCAAGUCCCCGGAGGACCACCUGAUCUACGUGACGGAGCUGGAGAAGCAGUAGCGUCCCGGCGCGCGCCCGCGCGGGACCGGCCCCUUGCACUACCCGUGGUCUCCACACUGCACUAGGCCCGGCCGGAGCCGCCCACGUCAGCCUCCCCGGGGCUGCCGCACGGCCGGCCUGGACCUUGGGUUUUCUUACACAUAUUUUGUAGCUAUAUUUAUAUGCUCUCUGUCCGAUCGUGCAUGUUAUUUUUCUUUUUCCGUGAGUCAAAGUCUGACCUUUAUUUUCAACAUCUGUUCUCGGUGUUCAGCUAUCUUUUGUAAGUAACGGUGGGGCACACUCUCCGGAGACACUGACUUGGCAGGAAAGAGACACGCCAGUAACGACCAGAAAACAACAUCCGCACAGUAACCGAGUGGCCAGCCGUGGCCGUAACACAGGUCGCGGAGCCCAGGGGUGUCCGACUUGACCCAUUGGGGACUGUAAUCGCAUCUCUGUGCCUUUCACUCAAAAAAAAAAAAAAAAAGAAAAGACAAAAAAAAAGGCUUAAAGGCAUUUCAUUCAGAUCAAAAGCUGUGUCAGACACAAAACUUAUUUAAUAAUUAAAACGUGAGCUUUUAUAUGCAGAGCUGGUUUGCGAGGGGAAGAUGCAUGCAGCUACGGAAGACGGAAGGUUGUCUAGCACCGGCGGGGGUGGGGAGCCGCCGCUUCACACGUGCAACACAGAAGAAGAACACAAACAAACAAAGAAAAACUCACAGCAACAAACACCCCAGUUGCCACUAUGCCCAAACCCUCUGGAUGCUGAAAAAAAUGCCACUUUGGCAAAAAAAAAAAGUAUGCAAGCUAUUAUUUAAAAAAAAUGUGUAAAAAUGCUAUUCCUUUUUUUUUUCCUGUAAAAUACUGCGGUUUAUAGUUAUUUACAAAUGUAAGCUUUGGUACCAGCUGACCUUUCUAUAAUGUGCCGCACUGGCAAACGAGAAAAAAAAAUGGGGCAAAUGUUGGAGUGCUUUCCUUGUAAAUCGCCAGCAUCAGCUUACACACUCCUGUAUGUUACAUAUCGUACCAUUUUAAUCUACUCAACUUCCUUUGUACCUUCUGGCUGUAUGCUUUCUCUUUUAACUUUUUAUAUUGUCAUUUUAUAUUAAAUUUCUGUGUAUAUAAUGUAAAACCACACUUUUUGAAUAAAAUUUAGUUCCCGCAGCUUGAUUUAAAUAGAGAAAUUUUACUGGCAUUUGCAUCUUUCCAGAUGCAUGUAUAUCAGACAAAAAAAAAUGAAUAAAUGAAGACAGAGCAAGGCACUAUUAAUUAUACGUUUGAUGUUCCGUCAUUAAUAUUGUACAGUACGUUUGGGUUCACGCAAUUAAAUCCACUGUUUCCUCCAUUGUAAAAUAAAUCUUCACGCCGUUCUUGGUUUA
Molecule: messenger RNA, 5652 nt
Organism: Phyllostomus hastatus (greater spear-nosed bat)
Lineage: Eukaryota; Metazoa; Chordata; Mammalia; Chiroptera; Phyllostomidae
Gene: TSHZ1
Product: teashirt zinc finger homeobox 1
Exons: 2
Coding region: 1040-4294 (1084 amino acids)
Biological process (GO): regulation of transcription by RNA polymerase II
Cellular component (GO): nucleus
Molecular function (GO): DNA-binding transcription factor activity, RNA polymerase II-specific; DNA binding
Source: RefSeq, a predicted model, not a curated record